Messenger RNA from Mugil cephalus (flathead mullet), 2413 nucleotides. RefSeq names its product neuronal pentraxin 1 like (gene nptx1l). The transcript is spliced from 5 exons. The record is from RefSeq and is a predicted model, not a curated record. The coding region runs from base 176 to 1477 and encodes 433 amino acids. NCBI's taxonomy places the organism in Eukaryota, Metazoa, Chordata, Actinopteri, Mugiliformes, Mugilidae.
GCGGUUCCCUCCCCUCCGGUCGUGAUGCAGUGAACCUGCUCUGCGCAGAACCGCGCACGUCGUAUAAAAGCGGCUGCGCUCGCACAGGCUGGAGUACAAACAGCGAGAGGGACACACGCGCAAAGAAAGUCGCCGCAGCUCGUCAAGCGCAACCGAACGCAGCACAGGCGCAGACAUGCGGGCCACGAAGAGCGGGACCUACUGGAGACUUUUCCUCUUGUCCUGCGCGCUCCUGGAGAGCUCGUCUCAGGACUUCGGCGGCGGACAGACGCAGUUCAUUUGCACCUCCGUGCCCAAGGAUAUGGACAUAUGCGCGGCCACCCUGCAGAACAGCGUGCCGGGGGAGGACCUGAAGAACACGGUCAUGCAGCUGCGGGAGACGGUUCUGCAGCAGAAAGAGACGAUCAUGAACCAGAAGGAGACCAUCAGGGAGCUGACCUCAAAGUUGGCCCGGUGCGAGAGCCAGAGCGGCUCCGAGCCCGGGGACGCGCGGCCCGGGGGCCGGAGGAAAGAGGCGGGCACCAAAAACACGAUGGGGGACGUGUCGAGGGGCCCCGCGGACACUUUGACGCAACUGUCGCAGACUUUACAGUCGCUGAAGCAGAGGUUAGAAAACCUGGAGCAAUUCAGCAGAAAUAACAACUCGGUGCAGGCGAACAGCCUCAAAGAUCUGCUCCAAAGUAAAAUCGACGACUUGGAGAAGCAGGUGUUGUCCCGGGUGAACAGCAUCGAGGAGGGGAAGCCCGGACUCCGGAACGAGACGGAGCAGCGCGGGAGAGUGGAGUCCACCCUCACCUCCCUGCACCAGAGGAUCACCGACCUGGAGAAAGGUCAGAGGGAAAACAGGCCGCUGGAUAAGUUCCAGCUCACCUUCCCGCUGAGGACCAACUACAUGUACGCCAAAGUCAAGAAGAGUCUGCCGGAGAUGUACGCGCUCACCGUGUGCAUGUGGCUCAAGUCCAACGCGUCCCCCGGGGUGGGGACACCGUUCUCCUACGCGGUGCCGGGACAAGCCAACGAGCUGGUCCUCAUCGAGUGGGGGAACAACCCGAUGGAGAUCCUGAUAAAUGACAAGGUCGCCAAGCUGCCGUUUCUCAUCAACGACGGGAAGUGGCACCACAUCUGCGUGACCUGGACCACGCGGGACGGGGUUUGGGAAGCUUUCCAAGAUGGCGUGAAGAGGGGCAGCGGGGAAAACCUGGCUCCGUAUCAUCCCAUCAAACCUCAGGGGCUGCUGAUCCUGGGCCAAGAGCAGGACACACUCGGAGGAGGCUUCGACGCCACGCAGGCUUUCGUCGGUGACCUGGCCAACUUCCACAUCUGGGACCGGAAACUAUCCGUGGGGGAGAUUUACAACCUGGCCACGUGCAGCAGCAAAGCGCAGGUGGGCAACGUGUUCGCGUGGAUGGAGACGAGCCUGGACAUUUACGGCGGCGCCUCGAAGUGGACGUUUGAGGCCUGUCGCCAGCUCAACUGAGCCGCGUUGGAGACGAUGGGGGGGUUUGUUGUUUCAGCCGAAGCCACCGCUGGCGUCACGGCGCCUCGUCCGGACGGACGACUUCAGACUCCUGGGACACUCCCGGGGCUGGUAGAGAUAUUUGAAAAAAAAAAUAAAACAAACAAACAUCAUUUGAUAGAUUAUUUUCCGCAGGAUUCUCGAGCGGGACAGUGAAGACAGAGACACAUGCUGCGGGUGCUGCGGGCGCGCGUCCGUGGUUUCAGGCGACGCGUCUCCGCGCAGCGCGGAGCGGAGGCCGCCGCCGCUCGCGGAGGAACAAGCGACCGAGCGGAGGGAGGGAGGGAGGGCAGCUUUUAGGGAACAGAUGUCACACGAUUCAACUAAAUGACUCCUUCAAAAAUUGUGUUUGGUGUCUCGACUGCCAGGGAUUUUCACUGUGAAGAAAAGGGGCCGAGCGGACUUUCUUAAACCGGAAUGCGCCCUUGGAGACGCCGUCGUUUCUCUUGUCACUCUUCUCUCUCUGCCACCACCCGCUUGACGUGAUGUUGUGUGAAGAAUGGCGUGUAAUUUUAUCAUUUUAGGUUGUUUUUUUUCUUGCCAACAUGCGAGCCUGAGUGCCUUGGGCUGUGGAGGGAGAUCUCAGCACAUCCAUCGUCAUCCGCAGCGUGUUGGUGUUUCUUUCCCCGUAGAUCCGUUUCUCUAAAGAGGUGUUUGGUGCGUGGGGCUUUUGCGUGGAAGGGGCCGGGGCUGCAGAUGCUUGUUCUUCAGUGGGAAUGUUCUCUGUACAGUAACAGCAUGUCUUAACUUCUGUAAUGCUGCGUCAGCAUCUAUGAUCUUUGACGUUUGGGUUGAGAUUUUAUACUGUAUUGGUUUAUGCUUAAAGCAUGGCAGCACCGACAGAUGGAAAGAAAAAAAGUUCUAGUUUUUGUAAUAAAUUGUGAUACUUGAAUCAUA